This is a messenger RNA of Dovyalis caffra, 1194 nucleotides long. NCBI's taxonomy places the organism in Eukaryota, Viridiplantae, Streptophyta, Magnoliopsida, Malpighiales, Salicaceae. The record is from the annotation of a GenBank genome assembly.
AUGAUAGAGCAAUCCCUUUCAAAACCUUCAUUUUCAUUGUCAAUUCCUAUUCCUAAACCCCCUAAAUCCAAAUUGUCCUUUUUUUGCUACUAUUCAAAAAUUCGAUGUGAAGCAAUCAAUUAUCCCUCUUCAUCAAAUAUUGAUGCAAAACAUCCACAAAUUUCUACCAUUAACAAUAAUGGUUCUUCAUCAUCAGCAUCUGUGGAUUUGAAGAACAAGGAAAAGGGCCCAUACCCAUAUCCCGGAGGUGGAAUGAUGGGGCCAUACACUGGGAGGGAUCCCAAUGUGAAGAAGCCAGGGUGGUUGAGGCAGAAAGCUCCUCAAGGCGAACGAUUUGAAGAUGUAAAAGAAUCUCUGUCUCGCUUGAAGCUCAACACUGUUUGCGAAGAAGCUCAAUGUCCCAACAUUGGAGAGUGUUGGAAUGGAGGUGGCGAUGGUAUUGCAACAGCAACUAUCAUGGUUUUAGGUGAUACUUGUACCCGUGGCUGUAGAUUUUGUGCUGUUAAAACCAGCAAUAAACCUCCUCCUCCUGAUCCCUUGGAGCCACUUAACACUGCUCUGGCCAUUGCAAGCUGGGGUGUGGAUUACAUUGUUAUUACAAGUGUAGAUCGUGAUGAUCUACCAGAUGGAGGAAGUGGGCAUUUUGCCCAAACUGUUAGAGCUAUGAAGGAACUGAAGCCAGAGAUUAUGGUUGAAUGCUUAACUUCUGAUUUUCGUGGUGACCUAACGGCUGUAGAUACUCUGGUACAUUCAGGAUUGGAUGUGUUUGCCCACAAUGUUGAGACUGUUAAACGCCUCCAACGAAUUGUUAGAGAUCCUCGGGCUGGGUAUGAACAGAGUUUAUCAGUUUUGAAACAUGCAAAAAUCAGUAAGAAGGGAAUGAUAACAAAAACGUCUAUAAUGUUGGGUCUGGGAGAAUCUGAUGAUGAGGUGAAGGAAGCCAUGGCUGAUUUAAGGGCUAUAGAUGUUGAUAUUUUGACAUUUGGACAAUACUUACAGCCCACUCCAUUACAUUUAACUGUCAAGGAGUAUGUUACACCAGAUAAGUUUGCUUUUUGGAAAGAAUAUGGGGAGUCUAUUGGAUUCCGUUAUGUGGCGAGUGGACCUUUGGUUCGAUCCUCUUACAGAGCAGGAGAACUCUUUGUUAAGUCAAUGGUGACAGAAAGUGCUAAAGAAGCUGCUUCCAUAUCGUAG